AUGCCGCUCUUCGGAAAAGCCAAAGACCAAGCGGCAAACAACAAGACCGAAAAUGAUGUCCGACACGUAAGCCCUAUCAGUGUAGAAGACAAAUAUGAGCUAAAAGACCUUCUUGGAACUGGUGCUUUCUCACAAGUUUACCUGGCUCAGAACCGUGAAAAUAUAAUUCAAAUGGUAGCAGUGAAGUGCAUCGAUAAGAAGGCACUCAAGGGAAAAGAGGACUCCCUGGACAAUGAAAUCAAUGUUUUGCGAAAACUGAAGCACCCGAACAUCGUUCGAUUAGUGGAAACAUUUGAGGAUCGCAAUAAAGUGUACCUCGUCAUGGAGCUCGUCACUGGUGGAGAGCUGUUUGAUCGAAUUGUAGAGAAAGGCAGUUACACUGAAAAGGAUGCGAGCUACUUAAUCAAACAAAUUUUGGAGGCGGUAGACUACAUGCACUCACAAGGAGUAGUCCACAGAGAUCUCAAGCCUGAGAACUUGCUCUACUAUUCCGCUGACGAAGAAUCAAAAAUAAUGAUUAGUGAUUUUGGGCUUUCAAAAAUGGAAGAUUCGGGUAUAAUGGCAACCGCUUGUGGAACGCCUGGCUAUGUUGCUCCAGAGGUACUGGCUCAGAAACCUUACGGAAAGUCAGUAGACGUGUGGAGUGUAGGGGUCAUCGCUUACAUUUUACUAUGCGGAUAUCCACCGUUUUACGAUGAAAAUGACGCAAAUCUUUUUGCGCAAAUUCUCAAAGGAGAUUUCGAGUUUGACAGUCCGUACUGGGAUGAAAUAUCCGAUUCUGCAAAAGACUUUAUUCGCCACCUUAUUUGCGUGGAUGUGGAGAAGCGAUUCACGUGUAGAGACGCUCUCAAUCAUCCUUGGAUAUCUGGCAAUACUGCCAAUGAAAUUAACAUUCACAGCUCUGUCAGUGAGCAAUUGAAGAAGAACUUUGCGAAAACAAAGUGGAAACAAGCCUACAACGCCACAGCAGUCAUUCGACAGAUGCGAAAGUUGGCCAUGUGCAAUUCGAACAACUCUACACACGAAGAACCUCCCUCACUCUACAACAAGUACAAAGAUCAGGGGAGCACUUCAUCAGACCAAAUGGCCAAUCAAAUUUUUGAACUAAACAAAUAG
Molecule: messenger RNA, 1116 nt
Organism: Rhagoletis zephyria (snowberry fruit fly)
Lineage: Eukaryota; Metazoa; Arthropoda; Insecta; Diptera; Tephritidae
Source: RefSeq, a predicted model, not a curated record